CAUCGCUACCUGCACCAUGAAGCUGGCUGGUUCUCUCGUGCUGCUCUGUGCUGCUUUACUCCUGAUCCCGGGCAGAAAUUGUGACAUUUGCCCAGCUGUGAGGGACGAUGUUAACCUAUUCCUGACGGGAACCACUGACGACUACGUUGGUUAUGUGGCAAAAUUCCAAAAAAAUCAGUUAAUAUUGGACAAUGCCAGAAAGCUAAAGAACUGUGUUGAUACGAAAUUGACAAAAGAGGAUAAGGAGCACGUGCUCAGUGCGCUGAAAAAAGUGUACUCAAGCCCUUUGUGUUAAGGAAGCCAUGCUUGCCAGGAGACCCAAGAAAGCCACUUGCCUGAUUACUAAGUAGUUCUAGUAACCUGCUAUACCCAGGUGUCUGACUAGAAGAUUCCA
Cynocephalus volans (Philippine flying lemur) is the source of this 394-nucleotide messenger RNA. Its product is annotated as major allergen I polypeptide chain 1-like. Lineage: Eukaryota; Metazoa; Chordata; Mammalia; Dermoptera; Cynocephalidae. The record is from RefSeq and is a predicted model, not a curated record. The transcript is spliced from 3 exons. The coding region runs from base 17 to 295 and encodes 92 amino acids. Gene Ontology annotation, molecular function: steroid binding. Gene Ontology annotation, cellular component: extracellular region.